This is a messenger RNA of Clupea harengus (Atlantic herring), 9760 nucleotides long. RefSeq names its product ninein (GSK3B interacting protein) (gene nin). Gene Ontology annotation, biological process: microtubule anchoring at centrosome; centrosome-templated microtubule nucleation; centrosome localization. The coding region runs from base 218 to 8245 and encodes 2675 amino acids. The transcript is spliced from 32 exons. The record is from RefSeq and is a predicted model, not a curated record. Gene Ontology annotation, cellular component: centrosome; ciliary transition fiber; centriole. Gene Ontology annotation, molecular function: calcium ion binding. Lineage: Eukaryota; Metazoa; Chordata; Actinopteri; Clupeiformes; Clupeidae.
CAAUAGCUCGUCCAAUCACUGAUCCUGGUGCCAAGAGGCUUAUACAAAUCCCCCAUGCUACUAUCAUUGCAAGGGGUGAGUAGAGUACACUGGGAACACCUACCUGCUGGGUUCAUAAUUGAGUGGUUGGCACCCAGAGAAGGUAGAGUUGCCGAAGCCUUAUCAGAAGAAGCAGUGUGUAGACGUAGUGUACGGACGUAGACACACGCCUUGCGAUAUGAGACUCACCCUUGGACCAGAGAGAUCGGACGUGGAGGUGUCUUUCCUUACUGGCAGGGGUCUGUCCUAUGGGAUGGACGACUCGCAGCAGGACUUGUAUGAGGAGCGUCUGAAGGAAGUCUUCCACAGCUUCGAUGGCAGCGACGCCGGCUCCCUCAGCCCCGAGGAGCUGGCAGAACUGUGCCAGGCUCUGCAGCUCCAGGAGGCCGAGCCCGCCCUCCUCAACACCCUAUUACAGAACCAGGACCAGCUGACGGGCAGGGUGAAUUUUGAGCAGUUUAAGAACGCGUUGAUUCUGGUGUUGUCUUCAGCUGUUGGAAAGCCUACAGAGAGCGAAGAGACGGCAGCACAACCAGACUCACCCAAGAUGCACCCCAAGUUUGUGAAGGGCACCAAGCGGUACGGCCGGCGCUCCACCCCAGAGUACAUAGAGGGCAUCAGCAACUUCCCCGCAGGAGCCCCCGAACACGAGGAAGGACUGGCAGAGGGGCAGAGGGAUGAGGAGGACGAUGAGGAUGAUGAUGAUGAUGAUGAAGAGAAUGAGGACUCUGCAGUACCUCGGAAACGUGAGCGCUGGAACACUCACGGAAGUAGCCCCGAGGAAUAUGAGGCAGAGGGUCAGCUUCACCUGUGGAACCCAGACGAGCCUGGCACGCCCUGCGGCUCAAUGUCGGUGGCCAUCUCUGAGCGGCAGGAGGACCGGUUACGGGCCGCCUGUUCCGAGCUGGCACUACCUUGGGAUCAGCCAGCCACACAAGAGCAGCUGUUCACACUCUGCCAGCACCUGGGCCUGGAGUUGAAUGAUGAAUUGUUGCAGUGUUUGGACGUGGAGGGAGACAUGAGUGUGCUGGAUUUCAUGCGCUACAUCAUCAGCCAGAAUCAGCCCCCCACCCCUUCAUCCUCCACACCCUACCGUCAGCUGAAACGCCAUCACUCUAUGCAGCCGUUUGACGAGAGUGGUCGCAGAACGAGUAUCGUCACCAGCACCAUUGGCCUGCGUCUCUUCUCCACGCUGGACGAUGGGACUGGACAUACGCCGGCAGAGGAGCUGGUGGAUGCCUGGAUAGACGAGGGUAUUGACAACAGUCCUGAGAUUCUUGAGGCUCUGGAGUUUAGCUUGGAAGGGCGGGUGAAUCUAAGCGAGCUGACAGUGGCUCUGGAGAACGAGCUGUUGAUGACUAAAAACAGCAUCCACAAGGCGGCGUUGGCGAGCUUCAAGGCCGAGAUCCGCCACCUUGUUGAGCGCCUGGACCUGGAACUGCGUGAGAAGGAGAAGAUUCGCUCCGAUCUGGAGAAGGCGGAGAAGCUCAAGUCCCGGCUGGCUACUGAGGUGGACGAGCACCACUCGGCCAUCGAGCGCCACAACGAGCUCAACCUGCGUAAAGUGGAGCAGGAGCACAAGGAGAAGGUGGCAGUGCUGCGAUCAGAGCUGACCCACGAGAUGGACCGGCUGCAGCAGCAGGCUAGCCAGCAGCGGGAGGACCUGGAGGCAGAGAUCGCCAAGAUCCGUGAGGACGAGACCUUCCUGCGGGAGCACCUCGCGCUCACAGUCAAAGAAAAUGGCCGUCUGGAGGCAGAGCUGCUGGACAGCACCGAGAGGUUGGUGGAGACCGAAAACCAGGUCGGCAAGCUGCAGAAGAAUCUGGACAACGUCCUUAAAGAAAAGUUUGGAGACCUUGACCCAGGCAGUGCUGAGUUCUUCCUGCAGGAGGAUCGUCUGCGACAGCUUCGCAGCAACUACGAGGACCAGUGCAGAGAGCUGCAGGAUCGUGUUGAUGAGCUGCAGGCCCAGCUUGAGGAGUAUCAGGUGCUAGGCCGAGCCCCUCCACCCUCCACCCUGCUCUCUCUGUCUGAUGAGCUCGAGAACAAGAGCCCAGGCAUGGAGUCAGACCAGGGUAACAGCUCUCGUCUGGGGCUAGAAGAGGGUCAGCCCUUUAACAUGUCCCUGGAGACAGAAAUGCUUCUGGAACAGCUGAAGGAGCAGCACUUUAGAGAGAUACAGAGCAUCAAAGAACAGGUGAGCGAGUACCAGCAGCGUCUGGAGGAACAGCAGGCGGCACAGGACGAGCUGAGGAGCGUACUCUCCUCCCAGCACCAGGAGGAGGUGCAGGCCAUCAAGGACGAGGUGGCACAGGUUCUCGCCCGGGCACACAAGCUCCAGAAUCAACUGGACCAGGUGGAGGAAGAGCGACUGAGUUUGGAGGAGAACCAGGUUGAGGAGCGGGAGACACUGGACAGGCGACACCGGGACGGGAUGUCCUCCCUCCAGCAGGAGCUUCAAGAGGCACUGGCUCAGGCCGAUGAGCUGCAGGAACAGCUGAGGGCUGUGGGGGCGCGGCACACAGGCGCCACGGAGGAGCUAGAAAAGGAACACGCUGAGCUGAUCCACCAACUGGAGCAGCAACAAGAGGAGGUGUUUCAAGCCAGGGUAGAAGAGGAGAGGCAGAGGCUUCAGGAAGAGAGGGAAGAGGAGGAGACGAGGAUGUUGGAGAAGUGGGAACAGGAGAGGGGUCAGCUUCAGAAGAGCCACGAGGAGGUGCUCGAUGCUCGGCUAGAGGAGGCGAGGGGGACAUUUGAGGAGGAGAGCAAGGAGCUGCAGAGGAGGCUGACAGAGGAGUGGGAGCAGGAGAGAGGCCAGAUAGAGGGGCAGCAUAAGGAGGUACUGGAGGCUCUGCUGGUGGAGGAGGGAAUGAGGCUCCUCAAGGAGCAAGAGCAGAAGGAAGCCGAGCUCAGGGAGGAGUGGGAGGAGGAGAGAGCUCUUUUAGAGGAGCAGCAUGAAGCCGCCCUCCAGGACAGUCUGGCUAAGGAGAGGGAGAGACUCCAGGUUGUGGAGGAGGAGAUGGAUAGGAGGUUGUCUGAGGAGUUUGAGAAGGAGAGAGCCCAACUUGAGGAGCAGCACGAAUGCGAGCUGCAGGAGAGGUUAGAGAAAGAGAGGGCCAGACACCGCCAGGAGAAGGAGGAGGUGGAACGGAGGUGGCAGGAGACCCUGGAGGAGGAGAAAGCCUGUCUAGAGCAGAGCCACCGAGAGGCCAUGCAGGAGCUCAGCACCAAACACAGUGAGGAGCGGGAAAGACUCAGCACCCUGCUGGACAAACUCAGGGACAACAUCGCUGUUGAGAGGAGGGAACUUGAGAGCCACUUCUCCCAGAAAAUCAAAGAGGUUGAGGCUCGAUUCUCAGGUGAUCAGGAUGCCGUGUCAGAGCGCUUCCAGGCAGACGUUCAUAGCCUCGAGCAGCACUACCAGAGUGAGCUUCAGGCACUCUCUGAACUCCAUGCAGAGGCAAGGACCAAGUGGGAGGCAGAGAUGGAAGCUGAAAACCAAGAUGCAGAAAAGCAGCAGAAGGCCCUCAAGGAAGCCUUAGAACUGGAAAAAGCAACUCUCAGCCAUGAGCUUUCCAAAGAGCGUGACGAUCUCGAGCAACAUCAUAAGGAGGAGAUGGAGGCCCUGAGAGCAAAGAACCAGGAGCUCCAAAAUGAACUGGAGAACUUUAUUAGUUCAGCCCAGACCAAAGAGAUUGAGCUUAGCCGGCAGUUGAACGAGCUCCACGUCCGGCUGCAGGAGAACCUUGAUGCCAAAGACGAUCUCCUGGCCCAGUCAGAGAGAAAGGCCUUUGAGGUGGAGCUGCUUCUCCGACAGGCGGCAAAUGACUUUGAGCAGGAGCGUGCUGACCUGCAGACCAGCCUGUUCGACCUGGAAUCACGACACGUUGAUGCGCUUAACCUGACAGAGACACAGCUGGAGGAGAGGAGGCAGCUCCUGGAGGAAAGGGAUCAGCUUAAGGCCAAGAUCCAGGAGGUGGAGCAGCUGCUUAGGCAGGCAGCAGAGGAUUUUGAGAAUGAGAGGCUGGAGAUGCAGUGCACCCUGAUGGAGCUGGAGGAAAAACUGAAGGAAGCCCAAGCAGCCUCCAGCUUGGCAGAGAAGGCAGAGGGGCUGGGAGGAGACCUUGACCCAGAAGACAUUAUCGUUCUCUCCAAGGGUUCUGAAGAUCCUGAAGGUGUAUAUGAUGAUGAUGAUGUCGAGGAAGUGGCAUCAUGUGAUCUUCCUGUAUUCGCUGUACCAAUUCCAGAGGAGACUGCUGAGGAACUGGACAGGGAGAACGGUGGUAAUGCCAACACGCAAAUCACAGCGAGUGAAGUUGCACAUGAUGCUGAAGGAGGUACUGAUGAGACUGAGGCUCACGACAGUGAUGGUGAUGCCAUUGUUCAAGCUGACCCCGCAGAAGAGGGUGAUUUGAGUGCCAACAAUGAUGAGAAAGACGUUGUAGACAUGGUGAAUGACGAUGACGACCUGACUGAAACCACAGGUGAUGCAGAAGCGCACAAGGAAGGUGCAGAGGAGGAAGACCUGGUGGAGGUUACAGAGAAUGAAGAAGCUGACAACAAAGUUACGAUCACAGACGCUGAGGUUGUAGAUAUAGAUGAAGAACCUGAAGUUCUUCCUGCAGAACAUGACUGUGCAGAGGUCACAACUUUCAUUGAGAACAAUGAGAUCACAGACACGGACAUCAAUACUGAGGAUGACCAGGUAGAUCUCUCAGAAGACGUUGCGAAUCGGGAAACAAAGGAGAAUGUAGAGGUAGCUGAAACUGGAGAUGGAGUUGUUAUUGAAGAGGCCAAGCCUGAGGAUGAUGUUGAAGAAACUGGAAUAGAGAUUGUGCUUCCUGAUGCUUCUGAGCCUGAGGCUGAGGAAGUGGAGAUCCCAGAGGCUGAGGAAGUGGCCAUCCCAGAGGCUGAGGAAGUGGCCAUCCCAGAGGCUGAGGAAGUGGCCAUCCCAGAGGCUGAGGAAGUGGCGCUCCCAGAGGCUGAGGAAGUGGCCCUCCCAGAGGCUGAGGAAGUGGCCCUCCCAGAGGCUGAGGAAGUGGCCCUCCCAGAGGCUGAGGAAGUGGAGAUCCCAGAGGCUGAGGAAGCUGACGCUGCAGAAAAGGUCAUGGAUGCGGAGGGAGAGACUACCCACACAGAAUCUGAGGUGUUGGAGUUGGAUGUUGUAGAGAUGGUAGAUGCAAAUGGUGAGGUCACAGUGGUCACAGACACAUGGGCCGAUGUUGUAAACACAGAAGUUGAGGAUACUGAUGUUGUCAGCACAGGGGCAGUAGUUGAGGGCAUGGGAACAGACACAGGUGACACAGGGGAACAUGUUACUCACAAUGAGGCAGAUUCUGCCAGCACAGGGGAAGAUGUUGCCAGCACAGAGGCAGUUACUGGGAAAGAAGCAGAUGUUGACACAGGAGCACAGAAUGUAUAUGAUGGGGUAGGUGUUUCAGACUCAGAGGUAGACUUUACAGAUCUUGGGGCAGAUAGUGUAGAUCUUGGAGACACUGUAGACACUGAUGCAGAUGUCAUAGACACAGAAAGAAAGGUUUUAGAGGUCUCAGAGGAGAACAAGGAAGAAGGUGGUGACCUCGAUGCUGUGGAAGACAUUGAGCUUACUACAGAGGAUAUGAAGAUCAUUGAACAGGCCGGUGUUGCCGUCCUCCUGGAGAGGAUCAAAGAACUGGAAAGCGAAGCAGAGUUGGUGGCUAAGCUCCAGGAGGACUGUGCAUUGGCAGUGAAGGAGCGUGAUGCCUGUGUACAGGAAAUCCUAGAACUGCAAGACCGAGUAGGCCAGUUUCAGGAUCAAACACGUGUCCUUGCCAACCUACAGGAGCAACAUAAGGCUGCCUCUGAAGACAACCAGUCUUUACAGCAACAGCUCUCCCAGCUCCGGCAGCGAACCAGUGAGCUUGAGGUCAUCUUGGAGGUCAAUAGCGAGAGUGUCAUCACUGGACAGCAGGCUCUGGUCGAGAACUGUGACCUUAAGUCUGAAUUAUCUGCUAUGAUUGAGCAAGCCAAGGACCUAGAGAUCAAGGCUCUGGAGCUCACUGACUUACAGAUGCGGUACGAGGAGUGCAUCUGCGAGAACGUGCAGCUGGCUGACCACAACGAGAAGCUAGAGAAGCGGGUGGUGAGCCUGGAGGGCAAGAUGCAUAUCAUUCAAGAGUUCCACGACCAGCACUCUGCGCUCCUGGAUGAAAUUGGACGAAUGCGAGAGGAGAACGCCAAGCUAAGCGCUGUGGUCCAUGAACUAGAGAAGCAAGAUGAAUAUGAUGUGGAUGAUAUGCUCCAGGCCAUGCAGCAGGAAUCCUCAGAUUCUUCCGGAAACACGUCAGACUCUGACACCUUCCUGGAUUUGAACUCUCAGAUGGAGGCCAAGAUCCAGGCUGUGUCGGACCUGGAGGAGUGCUGUUCCGAGUUCGAGAAGCAGAAUUCUAAGCUGCGUAGAGCACUCACCGAGCUUCAGGAGAAGUCAUUCCAAAUACGCAAUCGGAUGCAGGCACAUAGGAGUGAGGCCGGACGCCUAGCGGAGGAGAAUCUCUUGUUGAGACAUAAAAUCUCUGCCAUAAAAGAAGAGGAAGAUCGAGAAAGUCAAGAGGACAUGCUCCUUAAACUGGAGCUUUCUAGAAAAGACAAGGUUGCUGCGCAGAAGAUGGCGGAGUCAUUCAAAAAACAGAUCUCUGAGCUGCGUGUGCGCGGGCAUCAGCUGGAGGAGGAGAACGGGCUGCUGUCGCAAAAGAACGCCCAGAACGCCGCAGACGUGCAGGAGCUGAGCAUGCAGCUGGGAGAGCUGAUUCGACACAGCGAGAGGAGGGAGGCCGGACACCAGCGCAGCACGCUCUCAGCGAGUGAGAGGGGCGAGAUGGAGGCGUGUGUGAGCGCCCUGGAGGCGGAGCUAACCAAAGCCCAGGAGGAGAGUGCUGUUCUACAGCGCGAGAAGACCCUGCUCUCACGGCAGCUCUCCUCUCUGCGUGGACAGCUGAAGGAGGGAGGAGAUGUGGCCAGCACUGUGGCCAGAGCCCAGAGACUACAGGAAGAGAAGGAGCUCCUUAAAGAGGAACUAGCUUGCUGUGUAGAAAAGUUGGCUAAACUGGGUACUAUGGAAUGCCAGCUCACCCACCUGCUGCAGGAGAGGCAGGCGGCUGAGAAGCAGACGCAGAGCCUGCGCAGCCAGCUGUCCAAAGCUCAGGAGAAGUGCCAGGCACUUGAGAGCACCCUUCAGAUGGUGAACCUGCAGACCAGUCGACACAAAUCUGACCUCAGGGUCACACAACAGGAGCGAGAGUCCCUUAAACAAGAAGUGAUCUCACUGCACCAGAAACUGCACAAUGCUAACGAGAAGAUCCAGCUGCUUGAGGUGAGCCUGCAGGCGAGCGGCUUCCCGGCCCCCCAGAGGCAGCUGCUGAGCGGGGAGCUGAGGCGCCUCCUGGAGCAGGACCAGCAGCUGCUGCAACAGGAGAACGAGCGGCUGCUGCGCGAGGUCCAGCACACCAAGGGGGAGCUGCAGAACACCCGUGAGAAGACCCGGCAGCUGGAGUCGAGUGUGGUGAGCCUGAAGCAGCGGCAGCAGCAGAGUCAGGCCGGGCUGUUCAGGGUGGUGGAGCAGGAGAAGGCCUCCCUAAAACGUGAGCUGGACGCCCUGCGCAACGAGCUGUUCUCGGCCCAGAACAAGGUGUGCGAGCACAGUGAAGAACAGCGGCACCUGGAGACGCUGAGGCAGGAGAACGCAACACUAAUAAACAGGCAGACCCACCUGGAGGCCCAACUGCUCGAGACCCUGCAGGUUCAGCUGGGAGGGAUGCUGCCGCAGUCUCCAGUCAGGAUGCCCGGGGAACGCAGGGCUCAACACCGCGCCGAAGAGCAUGGCCCUGAUUUCAACAUGCAGGACGAGCGAGAGAUGAAGCUAAUGAAGAUGGAGGGGAGGAUGCGGGAUGUGGAGUUGGCGCUCAGGAAUGUGAAGAUGCUGCUGCAGGACAAGGUCUCUCAACUCAAAGAUCAGUUGCAUAAGAACGGCAAGGCUGAUGGCAUGAUCAAGGACCUAUAUGUGGAAAACACCCAGCUCCUUCAGGCCCUGCAGCUGAGCGAGCAGCGCCACAAGACGGCCGAGAAGAAGAACUUCCUCCUGGAAGAGAAAAUAUCUAGCCUCAACAAGAUCGUCCGCGAACUCGGCCCAUCCCCGCUCUCACCCACCCCCUACCACUUCACUCGCUCCUGACCAAUCCUGGCAAAGGUUCUUGCCCAAGACAACCAAUCACAGGUAACCUGUGAGGCCUCCAAAGGAAGGACUUUGUUUGCCUUGAUUGGUUGAGACGCAGGAUUUGACACACCAGCUCAUUUGAAGAAAAUGAAGGAUACUACUUUAUUUGUGUGCUGUUGUAUGCAGCUUUGAAUGUACUGGACAGCAUUUCCUUAAGAUUCACAAAUUAGAGUUGAAAGUCAACUAGACCUACCAAAGUCCUGGAGAGUGCUUGAAUAUUCCAUCAGCCAGUUUAUGAAAUUGCAGUGAAUGUUGUCAAUGUCUCCGUUUAACUAUUACUUUGUUAGGUUGCUCCUUUUAAACUGUGCCUAGUAUUUGACAGACAGCAGCCACUGCCAUGCCUUCAUGGCAUCAGGAAGCCAGUAUCAGUACAGUGAUUUUGAGGAAAUGUAGAAUAAAAAACAUAUGCUUCGUAUGUCACUGUACUUAGCAGUAUACUCUAAAUCGUAGCAUUUAUUGGAGAAAAGAGGUAUAAUUAGUUAUAUAAUUGGCAAAUAUAAUCAAGAAAGCAUGGAAACACUACAUUUUAAUGUUAUGGAUACUAGUGUGAAAAGGGUUCCAGGAAUCUAAGAAUACUGCAGAACACACAUUAUUUGUAACUAAUGAGAUCUUACAGGUUUUACCUGAUCUUCUCCAGAGUUAUGAUGUGGCUUAAUCCUAGAUAACAGGGUCAGUUUUUGAAGCACUAUAUUUUAGUAAGCGCAAGUAUGAAGCGCAAGUGAAGUAUGAAGGUGUUUGGCCUGCGUGUAUUUCUGUGUAUGUUUUUCUGGUGAAAUGUUCUGAUGAGCACACUGAAUGAUUUUACCAAUAUGUGCUAGGACCAAUGGCGUGGAGAUUCUUGAGAACGAGGUGCACUUUAUGCAUGCCAGUUUGUGUUUCCUGUAUUUAUUUGUUUGUUUGUUCUGUUUUGGUUGUUGGAAUCCAUAUCCGAUUGUUUGUAAAGAUUUGUAAAGACAUCAUCGACAACAAGUGUAUGAGAGUUUUUGUGAUGGUGUUUCAGUAUUACAAUACAUUAAAUGUGGUGCUGUAUGUCACGAAAUGUUCACUAACUGCACACUAGGGUGUCUGCAGGUAAUGCACAACGAUCUUCAGAUGGCAUAAAUACUGAUGCACAUUAAGUGAAUGGUUACGUUGUCCCUGAAAUCAUUCUGUUGGACUGUCAGUCAAUCUUAGAGUCUUAACCCAUGAAAAGCCUUUGCAGCGGAGCGUAUCUUUUGCAAUGAAUGUUCAUAGUAUGCAUGUGUGUAUAGCCUGAAGGAUGCGUGUUGAAGGAAACUGUUGUUCUUUGGAACCUAAGAAAGCUUCAAGUUUUACUGGUGAUCCAGGAAACAUUCCCGCUUCCGACUUGUGAAUGUGGGAGGGGGUUAUAAUAAACAAUGACAAGCUGCUACUAGACUAUAAAGUGACACUAGUGUUUUCAGUACCAUGGAAGACCCAUGCGUGAAGUGUGAAAUAAACUUUUUUUUAAAUUAA